GUACCUAGUUUUACAAUAUAAAUUUAUUUCCUUAACAGUACUGAAAGGAAAAAUCAAGGUUAAAGAAGUGUUGCACCCGCAAUAUUUUUGAUAAGUCUUCGAAUUUAUAUAAAGGUAUCACUUAAGAGUAAUAAUAAAGGCAUGCUGCAAUGCUCUUGUAGGCUUUUGAGAGGCGGCGUUCGGUGGUGGAGAGAAGGAUCGCCAGACUUUACGCGGGCCAACUUGAAGCGCGCUGCCCUUGAGCGCAAGCGGCUUGAGGCUAGCCGCUAUCUCCCUCCUGUUGAACCUACCACACACCAAGCGUGCACCCUAUAUCGUCAACUUCUUAAGAAAGGCAAUAAGCACUUAGUGAUCACAGACAACGAAUAUUAUCGACGCAAGGUUCGCUUUGAAUUUGAAGUGACUUCACGGCAGACGAGUGCGCGGGUCCGGGGAAUUAUGUACGAAAAGGGUCUAUGGAUGUUGGAAAACCGGUUAGGGGGACUGAUCUGA
Messenger RNA from Phytomonas sp. EM1, 492 nucleotides. The record is from the annotation of a GenBank genome assembly. NCBI's taxonomy places the organism in Eukaryota, Euglenozoa, Kinetoplastea, Trypanosomatida, Trypanosomatidae.